UGUCAUUUUAUUUUUGUUAUCAUUUUUGUAAAAUCUAAUGGGUAUUUUUAAAAAGAAAGAAGUAGGUAGCCACGAAAAAUAGACGUCUAUAAAGAGUACCAAAACCCGAAGAAUCAAUAACACCAAAAACACACCAUGGAGAUUGAAAGAGUUCAAGAAAUAGCCUCACUCUCAAACCUCAAUGGCACGAUCCCAAUUGAGUUCAUAAGAUCAGAAAACGAACAACCAGCAACUACCACCAUCCAUGGGGUGACGCUGGAGGUUCCGGUGAUCGAUCUUAGCGACCUUGAUGACCAAAAGUUGGUGGCUUCAAUCUUUGAAGCCAGUAAAGAUUGGGGGAUCUUUCAGGUCGUGAACCAUGACAUAACAAGUGAAGUCAUAAGCAAGUUACAAAAAGUUGGUAAAGAGUUCUUCGAGUUGCCACAAGAAGAGAAAGAAGCCAUUGCUAAACCAGUUGGGUAUAAAGGUGUUGAAGGAUAUGGCACAAAGCUUCAAAAGGAAGUGGAAGGGAAGAAAGGCUGGGUGGAUCAUUUGUUUCAUAGGGUUUGGCCACCUUCUGCUAUCAACUAUCAGUUUUGGCCCAAAAACCCUCCAUCUUACAGGGAAACAAACGAGCAAUACACAAGGUUGGGUGGUGAAGACUUGACCUACAUGUUGAAAAUAAACUACUACCCACCAUGCCCAUGUCCCGAGCUUGCUCUUGGGGUUGUACCCCAUACAGAUAUGUCCUCCAUCACCAUACUUGUCCCAAAUGAAGUUCAAGGUCUACAAGUAUUUAAAGAUGACCAUUGGUAUGAUGUUGCAUACAUCCCUAAUGCUCUCAUUAUUCACAUUGGUGACCAAAUGGAGAUACUGAGCAAUGGAAUAUAUAAGAGUGUGUAUCACAGAACAACAGUUAACAAAGAGAAGACAAGAAUGUCUUGGCCAAUGUUCUUAGAGCCACCAUCAGAGUUUGAGGACAUUCACACGGAUCAACCAUCUCCUGAUACCUUCUUCUCCCGCUCUUCCAUAUAUCGUGUGACCAUAUGCCGCCGCACCAUCGCUUGCCGCCUUCCCACCAUUAUCAAUUUACUGGCCUGUGGACAGCUUAACCAUCUUCUUUACCUGACACUACCCUCGAAAAUUGAUUUAACACUUGAACUGCUCGAGUUUGUAUUUUAG
Messenger RNA from Lactuca saligna, 1161 nucleotides. Lineage: Eukaryota; Viridiplantae; Streptophyta; Magnoliopsida; Asterales; Asteraceae. The record is from the annotation of a GenBank genome assembly.